Acipenser ruthenus (sterlet) is the source of this 2007-nucleotide messenger RNA. RefSeq names its product carbonic anhydrase 4-like. Gene Ontology annotation, molecular function: carbonate dehydratase activity; zinc ion binding. Gene Ontology annotation, cellular component: plasma membrane. NCBI's taxonomy places the organism in Eukaryota, Metazoa, Chordata, Actinopteri, Acipenseriformes, Acipenseridae. The record is from RefSeq and is a predicted model, not a curated record. The coding region runs from base 72 to 1001 and encodes 309 amino acids. The transcript has 8 exons.
CAGAAAUGUGAGCACACUAAACAACUCAAUCUGCCCUUGCAUUGAAUCGAUACAACAGAGAGAAAUAAAAUAUGAAGGAGGUAUUUCUUGUGCUUAUUUUUACAGUUCUACCGCACAUCACUGUGGGGGCAGGUGAUUGGUGCUAUCAGUCCCAGUUUUCAUGCAGUGCACAAUGCAAUUUUCCGAGUGAUUGGAUUAAAACAUCUGCAAAAUGUGGUGGAAAAAAGCAGUCCCCAAUUAACAUUGUGACACGAAAAACUGUUUAUGAUUCGAAGCUGAAUUCAUUUACCUUUGAAAACUAUGACAGCUCCAAUACUGUAACAAUAAAAAACAACGGCCACACUGUUCAAGUUGAUCUGGCGGCUAAUAUAACGAUCAGCGGUGGACGUCUUGAAGGAAAAUACAAAGCUUUGCAGUUGCACCUGCACUGGGGCACUGAUGCAGGCCCUGGCUCAGAGCACACAGUAGACGGGGAGCAGUACCCCAUGGAGCUACAUAUUGUCCACAUAAAAAGGAACUAUACUAACAUAAAUCAGGCGCUAACUGAUCCAACUGGCGUUGCUGUGCUUGGAUUCAUGUACGAGGAGGCAGCUCAAGAUAAUAUAAAAUACAAACCUCUAAUUGAUGCCUUAUUAAAAGUUCAAGACAAAGGCACGGACUCUACAAUCCCUAACAUGAAGUUGACCGACCUCAUUCUGACAAAAGAAAACCUGGCUAAUUAUUUCCGCUAUGAAGGAUCUCUGACGACCCCCUCGUGUGAUCAAGCUGUGGUCUGGACACUUUUUGUAAAAACGAUUCCUCUCAGCAAAGCACAGCUUUCUGCUUUUUCACAGAAACUCUUCUUCAAAACAAACAAAACAAUGAGGGGAACGUUUCGACCCGUUCAGCCUCUGCACGGCCGCACUGUGUACAGGUCUGGGAGCAGCGUUACCUUUGUCAGCACUACAGUACUAUCAGUCUCUGUUAUAUGUGCCCUUGGGUUGUCAUCCUGGCUUCACUAAGGGCAUAUACAGUUUAUACCUGCUUGUAGUAAAAUGUUGUUAACAGGCCAAGAGUAAAUAUAACAAAAUAGCCUUGUGUUAAUUCAAAUGCAUUAUGAGGCAGGCAUUUGAGGAAUGCGGCAUCUGAUUGCAUCCAUAACUUGAAAUCAUCGUAAGUAAUUUCUUUGGUAAAAGUCAACUAGACAAUCGUUUAUUUAGACUAUAAUUAAACUGGCAUUAAGUCAAUUUGAUUAAAAAUAAUGAAAUACUGAAGAAUAUAUGCAUAAUAUAGGCUGCAAUAGUGAACACAUAUACACAUAUACAUUUUUGCUAUUAAACGUUGUAGAUGAAACUCUGUAUUUCAUAUAUAUAUAUAAAUAUAUUGAUUAUAUAUAUAUAUAUAUAUAUAUAUAUAUAUAUAUAUAUAUAUAUAUAUAUAUAUAUAUAUAUAUAUAUAUAUAUAUAAGAAUGCGUUUGGAAUAAGGCUAUAUUUAUUUAUCUACCUCGAGGCUUCUAUUGUCUGUUAUAAAUGUAAUUAUUGUGACUGUUUCCUGGGAUUAUGGAACUCUACUGAACCGAUUAUGAACUGUGUCGUGUACUGUAUAUUUGUACUGCAUAGUAGGUAUAAGAAUGUUAACUAUGUUUUUUGAAUUACACCGACUCACACAUUUUAAUUUUAAAACCUGCUAGGGUCAGGUUCAGAAUUUUAAAAAAAUGCAGUAAUUGAAGAAACUGUGAUAUAUUUAUAUACAAUAGAUUUAAGGCUUGUUUGAAAUGGCAAUGCAGAUGGAGUGACCCUCCUCAAUGUUAUGGGUUACUGUGAAAAUUAUUUGUAAUGAUACGCAAGAUACAAGAUUAUGAAGACUAUGACAUAUGAUAUAUAUAUAGAACCAGAAGUGGACAUUGCCUAUGUUGUUUCUGCAUUUGUUAACUUUAUAAUACAUCAUUAUGAGUUCUCAAAUGUGUUCAUUUUUACAUGUGCAUAUGGAGCUAUGCAUAUUUAUUAAAUUAAAAGUUUUACAUCACA